This is a messenger RNA of Baudoinia panamericana UAMH 10762, 3130 nucleotides long. RefSeq lists its product as uncharacterized. Gene Ontology annotation, cellular component: spindle pole; nucleus; centrosome. The transcript is spliced from 3 exons. NCBI's taxonomy places the organism in Eukaryota, Fungi, Ascomycota, Dothideomycetes, Mycosphaerellales, Teratosphaeriaceae. Gene Ontology annotation, biological process: regulation of protein localization to mitotic spindle pole body; regulation of cytokinesis; protein phosphorylation. Gene Ontology annotation, molecular function: protein binding; protein kinase activity; ATP binding. Bases 62 to 2932 code for a protein of 956 amino acids. The record is from RefSeq and is a predicted model, not a curated record.
CUUGAAGUCCACGACGGCGACAUACCUCCAUAAACGACCAGCACACACUAAUCUUGUAAUAAUGUCUUCUGUCCAUGCGGAGCCUCCACCGCCAGUUGUAACAGAACCCGGUGGGAAUAACUAUGCGACCGGAUCUGCACUGGGUAAAGGCGGCUUCGCCAUCUGCCAUCGAGCUGAGCGGUACAAUGGCAGCAAGCCGACGGGACACAUGGUCGCACUCAAGAUUGUGAGGACAAAGAUGGAGCCAGCCAAGUUGGCGCAGAAGUUUGUGACCGAGCUGCAAAUCCACUCGAAGCUGUCGCAUCCGAACAUCGUCGCCUUUUACCGCGCCUUCUCCUUUCAAACGAGUACCUACGUGGUGCUGGAACUAUGCUCGAAUGGUUCUCUGGCAGACAUGCUCAAAAAGCGGAAAUACUUGACUCUGCCGGAGAUCCGGCGCUUCAUCAUCCAGAUAUGUGGUGCUGUCAAAUACUUGCAUUAUCGCCACAUCGUCCAUCGAGAUCUGAAAACUGGCAAUCUCUUUCUGGAUGACAACAUGAAUGUCAAGGUUGGCGAUUUUGGUCUUGCGGCGCUGCUGGUAACGGAGCGGGAGAUGGAGGUCAAGCGGCGAACAACAAUGUGCGGCACACCGAACUAUUUGGCACCGGAGAUUCUGGAGAAGGGAAAGGGGCAUGAUGAGAAAGUCGAUCUUUGGGCAAUUGGCGUUAUUGCAUAUACCCUCGCGGUUGGCAAGGCGCCGUUUCACGCAAGCACGAAAGAAGAAAUCUACAAGAAGCUGAAGUCAGGCACUUACACCUGGCCUGAGUUGAGCGCCACAACUAACCAGAGCGCGGACCUGCGGAAUCUUGUUGCGAGUCUGCUAGUUCCUGAGGAUCUACGGCCGGUGCCCGACCAGAUCGUGAGCCAGAACUUCUUCAAGAUCGCUUAUGUGCCGGCGAGCAUACCUUGUUCCGCGCGAGAGAAAGCGCCAACAUGGCCCGAGGUAUCAAUACCUUCUGCAGACACAAUUCGCAGAGGGUACAGUGAGACUUGGUUUGCUAUUUGCAAGGAAUCUGGAGUCGGAGAGUAUGCGGAAGGUAGAAGCUUCGCUCAUAAUGGCGGCCAAAGAGUGAAAAGUAUCGUGCAUGAGAUGGCACGGGAGGCGCAGUUGGGGACACAGCCUACUAUGCCGAUACCGAAGGACAAGGUCUACAUUUCGAAAGUUAGUAGCUGGGACAGCCCAGUCGAGUUGAAGGAGCCAGCAGCAGAAGAGCAGCGAAGACUUCCUAGCAGAAGCCAAGGGCUGAAAGAGAUCUCUCACAACGAGGUCGCUCUCACCAGGCCUGAGACUGUCGCGCGACAGGCAGACAGGGACACUGACUUGAUGCCGCCUCCGCCAAGGCCUGCGUCUCAACAUAGCAGGACAGGCACAGUCCGAAAAGCUGGACGUACAAUUAGCGAGGAGGCGGCGAACUCGGCUAAGCCUAUCACGGUAGCAGCUGAUGAGCUGCGAGCGACUCUGCGGGUGCAAAAGACAAGACAAGCUCCGGUGGCAGCGACCGCCGCGCUAACAGAGGGGAAACCGUCGCAAAGCUCUGCCUCCCAACCUGGAAGACGGACACAAGCGUUGGAGAUUGCGACAGAGAAUCUUGUGCGUUCGGGUACGGUAAAGCGAGGUGCAGAUGCCAGCUUAGCGAGACGACCACGAGCGCCGAGCAGAGCAACCAGGAAGGAGCGUCCAAUCUCGCCAGACGUGCCGGGACCACUAGCAACGCUUGAUGAGCUGAAACAGGUGUCGCCAAUCAAGCGGUCGAGGAAGAAGCAGGCUGAGGCAGAAGUCGUUGAGAUCCUCUCUGAUCCGGAGCCCGAAGACAGACCAGCUGAACCUGUUCUGUCACUAGCACCGCCGCCAACGAUGAGUGGGCGGCUGCCAGUCCCGCGCAAGUUGAGCACCAAUGCUGACUGCGUGCCGGGCAGCGACCCGGAGACGGUUCUUGAGCGCCUCAGCAUAUUCCGUGACAAUCUGGCCUCUGCUUUGCACAACCGCGGCUUACCGUCAUCCGCACCGCUAGCUGAGCCAGAAACCCUGCCCUUUGUUUCUCGUUGGGUGGACUAUAGCCGUAAACACGGAAUGGGCUACGUCAUGUCCGACGGUACAGUCGGGUGCAUCAUUAAUGCCUCCGCGAAGACCAACCACCCAGUGACGCAUGCCUUUGUCCGCAACGGCAAGCGGUGGCUCGCUCGGGUUGGCAAAGACUUCGAGGAUAUCGAGCAGGUUCCGCUUGAAAUACUAGAGGACCGGGGCGCGGAAGGCAUCGCGAAGAAGGUGUACAAAGGUCUCGGUAGUGUGAAGGAGGGUCCUCUGGCAAUGGAGGCCGAACGAAGACGCACUGUGAGUGUGCUGUGGGUCAAAUUUGGGAGGUACAUGUGUGGCUUGGACGGUGAAGAGGCGGACCGCGGGAGGGAGGACGGCAACUUCGUUCGCUUCUACCAACGGAUUGGAGGUGUUGGGAUCUGGGCUUUUGCGGAUGGAUGUCUGCAGGUGCACUUCCCCGAUCACACCAAGUUCGUCCUUUCGGCCACUGGCACACAGAUCUCGGCGACGUGCAUCUCCGUCGAAGCUGCUACGUAUCUGGCCUCGAAUUCGGACCUGCGACCGCACCACGUCAGUAGCCGUGAACUUUACACGGACAGUGUGCAGGGACUGCUACACUCAGGCGGACGUAUUCGUGGCAGAGUCGUGAAAGUGAACCUUUUGAGUGACAAGCUUGCUUACGUCUUGCGCGUGGCCGAGCAGUGGAUUAGCAACGGGGGUUUGGGGAGACUUGAUGACGAUCAGUCCGGCCGUUCUAGUUGCGGGUUGAGAUGGGAAGGGCCAAUGGUUGUCGACGCCGCGAAAAAAAACGAUGAUAGUACCGUAGGAAGAUUCGGAGGCGACAAUGUUGUGCGGUAGUUCGUUAAGGCUCAUUUCUGGCGUUGGAGGCGGUUUGCAUAGCGUCGGUGUACGUCAACACUUCCAAGGUACCACAAAGCGAUUUCAAUGGCCAUCAGACAAUGCAACAUCCUUUGAAGGUCAUUUCAGCAAGCACGAUGUAUAGAAUCUAUGAUCGAGGGGAUGAAGAAAUUCGAUAGCGUUAAGGGGAUGACUGGG